UCUUAUAAAAAGCCUUUCAUUCAUGCUCUCUGUCUGUAUACUGAAGAUGGCUCAAGCAAGCUAUGCACCUUUGUCUUCUCCAGUUUCUGUGAUAGGGUCUCAGUUCAUGGUACCAUAUCAAUUCGAUAUUAUAGUUGAUACAAAUUCACGCGGAAACCUUGUGAUCACUGAUAUCAACCAUAGAAUCCUGUUCAAAGUGAAACCAUGCGACACAUUCUUUCACCAUCAGAGAGUGCUACUUGAUGUUGAUGACAAACCCAUCGCUGUGAUCCGUGAAAAGAUCAUGACUGAACACCACCGAUGGAAUGUAUUCAAAGGUGACAGUAAAAGUAAAUCGGAUAUAAUAUUUAGUGCUAAAACACCUAACAUGAUCCAGAUUAAGACCGGUGUUCACGUGUUCUUGGCAAACAAAACCGGUAGUAAUAAUGUUUGUGAUUUCAAGAUCAAAGGAAGCUGGUCCAACAGAAACUGCACUAUUUACGUGGGAGAUACUUUAACACCAAUAGCCCAAAUGUCUAAACUGGAAUCAUCCGUGCAUGCAAAGCUGGUUGAGGGCAAAUUCAUGGUGACCAUUUGUCCCAAAGUGGAUCAUGCGUUUGUGGCCACACUUAUAGCGAUUGUUGAGGCUAUGAAAAUGCAGCAAAAUGGUAUAGAGGAAGAUGCGAAUGUGUGUUUUUUGAAUAGAAAGGAAAGUUUAUUAUCCAAAUAG
Molecule: messenger RNA, 709 nt
Organism: Lactuca saligna
Lineage: Eukaryota; Viridiplantae; Streptophyta; Magnoliopsida; Asterales; Asteraceae
Source: the annotation of a GenBank genome assembly